Xenopus laevis (African clawed frog) is the source of this 2082-nucleotide messenger RNA. RefSeq names its product carbonic anhydrase 2 L homeolog (gene ca2.L). NCBI's taxonomy places the organism in Eukaryota, Metazoa, Chordata, Amphibia, Anura, Pipidae. The transcript has 8 exons. Gene Ontology annotation, molecular function: zinc ion binding; carbonate dehydratase activity. Gene Ontology annotation, cellular component: cytoplasm. The record is from RefSeq and is a predicted model, not a curated record. The coding region runs from base 327 to 1109 and encodes 260 amino acids.
AAGGAACGAGAGGUGCGCCGGGUCGCGGCUGGACUGGGGUCAUGGAGAAGGAGGCUGCACCUGGCAGGUCUUUCUAACACCUCGGUCUCGAUGAAAUCGCAUGGAAUGUGUGAAAGUUCCGCCGCGAUCCGACUGUCUCCCGUUGCGCUCGGACCCCGGAUGAGCUCCCAGAGCCAAACCCACCUGCUGUGUUCUGAUGGAGAUGGAGCUGGUGGGAUCCUAUAAAAGUGGACGGCAAGAAGCCAGGUGGAGAGCACUUGGACACCCAGAGAAGGGACACUUGUCACAAGGCAGCGAGCUGACAGCACACAACUCUACACAACAGAAUGGCACACGCUUGGGGAUACGGUCCUGACAACGGACCAAGCACUUGGCACCAUGCCUUCCCUCUGGCAAAAGGAGAAUAUCAGUCCCCUAUUAACAUUGUAACUGCCGAAGCCAAGCAUGACCACCAUCUGAAACCCAUAAGCAUCAAGUACGACCCAUCCACCACCAAAGUCAUCCUGAACAAUGGACACGCCUUCAACGUGGAGUUCGACGACUCUGAAAACAAAUCAGUCCUUACUGGGGGAGCACUGACUGAACCCUACCGCCUUAAGCAGUUCCACUUCCACUGGGGAUCUUGUGAUGGUCAUGGCUCAGAGCAUACAGUCAAUGGAGUCAAAUAUGAAGCAGAGCUUCAUUUGGUUCACUGGAACACAAAAUAUGGCAGCAUGGCAGAAGCCGUAAAACACUGUGAUGGACUUGCUGUGGUUGGAGUCUUUUUAAAGGUGGGAGAAGCACAUCCAGGCUUGCAGAAAGUGCUUGAUACACUAAAUCAAAUACCAAAUAAGGGAAAUGAAGCAGCCUUUAAUGAUUUUGAUCCUUCUGUGCUACUUCCCAAAUCACUGGAUUUUUGGACCUAUAAGGGAUCUUUAACUACUCCCCCACUGCUCCAGUGUGUGAUGUGGCAUGUCCUGAAGGAGCCAAUAACUGUGAGCAAUCAGCAGCUGACACAGCUGCGCAGCCUUUUCUUUAAUGCUGAAGGAGAUACCCCUUGUUCCAUGGUUGACAACUUCCGCCCAACUCAGCCUCUGAAGGGCCGUCACAUUAGAGCUUCAUUCCAGUAGGACGAGACUCCUCCAGCUACUUUCAAAUGCUCAAUUUCCAUUCGCUGCCUGCGCAUUAGGAGUAUCUCUUGUUCCUUAAUAUUUAUCAACGGGUGAAAAUAGAGUAUGUCACAGUUCACUAGGAAGGAAACCCUCCCCAUUUCUAUCUUCACUUCACUAGGAUUUCUAGGGCAUAUUUGUCAAAAGGUGAAAAUAGAAUGAACUUUUACUGUAUGAUAAAUAUGUCUCUAAAAAGCCUUUGUAAGUGAAUAAGCUGCUGUGAAAUUUCCCUUUGGCAUGCUCUAUUUCCACCCUUUGAUAAAUAUGCCCUCAAGUGAGAUGCUGAUUAAUGAAAUGUGAAGGGCGUCUGGACGAAGCAAAUAUAUCCCUAUUAGCUUAGCAUUUGCCUUUAUCCCCUUGCUAAAAUAAAUGCUGCACUGUUAUAUUGACAAGAUAGGAAACGGUCUCGAUCCUAGGGAGGAAUUCACCAAAACACACAACGUCAAACGAGGAAAAAAAUGGUCGUGUAGUAGCAACCAAAAUAGAUGUGGUAUGAUGACAGAUUACUACAACAUCAUUUAACUUUUUAGAUUUGACGUGAUGUUUUUGCUCUCGUAAAAAAACAGCCAUUUAUAAUUCUGAAUGAAGAGCAAUAUUGUAAUGGGAAAGAAACAACCCCGUAAAAGUUCCACUUGCGUGAAUUCCCCCCUCGAGUUCCAAGAAUCAUAGUAGGAUUCUCUCUUCAACAACGAAACUUGAAUUUAGGUACAUACACUGAUAUGUAUUAGAAAUGUGAACUGAUGCACAUUUUACAUUUGUUUUAUUUAAACACAGCUUUUAACAGAGAUAUACAAAUCUUACAUUUAUAGAGCUAAUAUAAAAUGUCUUAAUAUCGGUGCUUCUUUGGCACCUGUCUUAACUUCAAUUAGCAGAUGACUUAUAUAUGACAAUAUAUAUGUAUUUUGGAUACCUUAAUAAAAAAGUUAUACUUGCA